CCCAGCAGAGGCGACCGGGCGCCCCCGGGAGAGGCCGCACCGCCGCGCCUUCGCGCGUCCCCGUUUUCCCAGCGCGCAGACAUGUCGCAGUGGUAUGAGCUUCAGCAGCUUGACUCCAAAUUCCUGGAGCAGGUUCACCAGCUCUAUGAUGACAGUUUUCCCAUGGAAAUCAGACAGUACCUGGCACAGUGGCUAGAAAAGCAAGACUGGGAGCAUGCUGCCAAUGAUGUCUCCUUUGCCACCAUCCGUUUUCAUGACCUCCUAUCACAGCUGGAUGAUCAGUACAGUCGCUUUUCUUUGGAAAAUAAUUUUUUGUUGCAGCAUAACAUAAGGAAAAGCAAGCGUAAUCUUCAGGAUAAUUUUCAGGAAGACCCAAUACAGAUGUCUAUGAUCAUCUAUAACUGUCUGAAGGAGGAAAGAAAAAUUCUGGAAAAUGCCCAGAGAUUCAAUCAGGCUCAGUCGGGGAAUAUUCAGAACACUGUGAUGUUAGACAAACAGAAGGAGCUUGACAGCAGAGUCAGAAAUGUGAAGGACAAAGUGAUGUGCAUAGAGCAUGAAAUCAAGACCCUAGAAGAUUUACAAGAUGAGUAUGACUUUAAAUGCAAAACCUCCCAGAACAGAGAACAUGAAACCAAUGGUGUGGCGAAGAGUGAUCAGAAGCAAGAACAAAUGUUACUCCAGAAGAUGUAUUUAAUGCUUGACCAUAAGAGAAAGGAAGUAGUUCACAAAAUAAUAGAAUUGUUGAAUGUCACCGAGCUUACCCAGAAAGCCCUGAUUAAUGACGAACUGGUGGAAUGGAAGCGGAGACAGCAGAGUGCCUGUAUUGGGGGACCCCCCAACGCUUGCCUCGAUCAGCUGCAGAACUGGUUCACCAUAGUUGCAGAGAGUCUGCAGCAGGUUCGUCAGCAGCUUAAAAAGCUUGAGGAAUUGGAACAGAAGUACACCUAUGAACAUGACCCCAUCACGAAAAACAAGCAAGCAUUAUGGGAUCGCACCUUCAGCCUUUUCCAGCAGCUCAUUCAGAGCUCAUUUGUGGUGGAGAGACAGCCUUGCAUGCCAACUCAUCCUCAGAGGCCAUUGGUUCUGAAGACUGGGGUGCAGUUUACUGUGAAGUUGAGGCUGUUGGUGAAAUUGCAAGAGCUGAAUUAUAAUUUGAAAGUCAAAGUUUUAUUUGAUAAAGAUGUGAAUGAGAGAAAUACAGUGAAAGGAUUCAGAAAAUUCAAUAUUUUGGGCACACACACAAAAGUGAUGAACAUGGAGGAGUCCACCAAUGGAAGUCUGGCGGCGGAAUUUCGACACCUGCAACUGAAGGAACAGAAGAAUGCUGGCAACAGAACCAAUGAGGGCCCUCUCAUCGUUACUGAAGAGCUUCAUUCCCUCAGUUUUGAAACCCAGUUGUGCCAGCCUGGUUUGGUCAUUGACCUUGAGACAACCUCUCUGCCUGUCGUGGUGAUCUCCAAUGUCAGCCAGCUUCCGAGUGGUUGGGCCUCUAUCCUCUGGUACAACAUGCUGGUGACAGAACCCAGGAAUCUGUCCUUCUUUCUGAACCCACCUUGUGCACGAUGGUCCCAGCUUUCAGAGGUGCUGAGUUGGCAGUUUUCUUCUGUCACCAAGAGAGGCCUCAACGUGGACCAGCUCAGCAUGCUGGGAGAGAAACUGCUUGGUCCUAAUGCUGGCCCUGAAGGUCUUAUUCCAUGGACGAGGUUCUGUAAGGAAAAUAUAAAUGACAAAAAUUUUCCUUUCUGGCUUUGGAUUGAAAGCAUCCUUGAACUCAUUAAGAAACACCUGCUUUCUCUCUGGAAUGAUGGGUGCAUUGUGGGCUUCAUCAGCAAGGAGCGGGAACGCGCUCUGCUGAAGGACCAGCAGCCGGGGACUUUCCUGUUGCGUUUCAGUGAGAGCUGUCGGGAAGGGGCCAUCACAUUCACGUGGGUGGAGCGGCCCCAAAACGGAGGCGAACCUUACUUCCAUGCGGUUGAACCCUACACAAAGAAAGAACUUUCCGCAGUUACUUUCCCUGAUAUUAUUCGCAAUUACAAAGUCAUGGCUGCUGAAAAUAUUCCAGAGAAUCCCCUGAAGUAUCUGUAUCCAAAUAUUGAUAAAGACCAUGCCUUUGGAAAGUAUUACUCCAGGCCCAAGGAAGCAGCAGAACCAAUGGAACUUGAUGGCCCUAAAGGAACUGGAUACAUCAAGACUGAGUUGAUUUCUGUGUCUGAAGUUCACCCUUCUCGACUUCAGACCACAGACAACCUUCUCCCCAUGUCUCCUGAGGAGUUUGACGAGGUGUCUCGGAUUGUGGGCUCUGUGGAAUUCGACAGCAUGAUGAAUGCAGUAUAGAGCAUGAACUUUUCUCAUCUUCUCUGGCGACAUCUUCCCUUCCCACCUGUGAUUUCCUCCUGCUAUUCUGUUCCUUCACAUCCUGUUUUUCUAGGGAAAUGAAAGACCCACAAAUUUGCUGCAACCUGUUGAUAGCAAGUGGAUUUUUCCCUAAUUCAGAAACGUCUGUUACUCUGAAGGGCUUCAUGCGUCUAAUUAAAGGUAAAAGUGAAAGGCCCUCUGCAAAGUGGGUUUCACAAAUGAAAAACAUUCAGAUAUACCCUAAGUAGUAACUCAGGACACUAGGAUGAGGGUCCUCUGGGAAGGGUGACAGCUAACAGCACCUAGCAGAUGGCUGUACAGAAAGUCAGUGCCCAGCCUUUAUCGGUUGUGGGAGAUCACGUGGUUAUUUAGGGAACUUCUUGACGUAGGAUUGGCAGAUUUCUGUUCUGGAGAAUUCUUAUUUGUUUUCUCUGCUUUAAAUAUGGCUGGAAAUUUUCCAUUGGUUUACCUAUGAAAUGGUUCAAAGCUAAGUUUAUCUAGAAUUACAUCAACUCUUAACAAAGGUAGCCAUCCUGUAUCCAGGCAGGGGAGAAGAGAAGCACAUAUUCCAAAUUUAGGGGUAGUAUUUUCUAUUUAAUCUUUAAUAUCCAAAGCUGAAUACAUUCUGCCUUCAUCAUGAUCGCUAGUAAAUUAAGCUGUCUUCACAGUUCUAUCAAGGGAGCCAGGCUGUUAACAACAGUGCUCUCAAGGCAGAUCCUGUUGUUUUUUUCAAAAGUUGAAAUUAAUCAUAGGUGUAGACGAACUUGGAAAUGUAAUUCAUGUUUCUUAAGUGAGUUAAUUUGUCUUUAUUGUUAUUACGUGGUAUUUAGUCUAUUAGUCAUAAAAUUUUCAAAUUGAGAAGAAUAAUAACUGACAGAUCGUUAACCAGAGAUAGAGUCAAAUGAUUUGAAAACUUGUCCUAUGUAACUGUACUGAGAAUUGCAUUUUUUUCACUGAUAAAUGUGUUUCUCUGACAGAUACAUUUGCAGAUGGUUCCCUUAUGUAUCCUGUGCUUUUCCUAGACCCCUUUUUGCCUGGGUGUUAUUUUGUAAAGUGUGUUAUGUUAUGUACCUUCUUCCUUUAGUUCUGACACCAAAAAGUGGAGUAGGGGGUUGGGUUUGAUACGGUUCUGUCAGGUAACUUUCACAGACUGCUGUCUUGUAGCUUCAUCUUAUUAUCCCACUGUCACCACCAUAAUUAUGUUUCUAUGUAAAUGCUGUGUUUUCUGGUGGGGAUAAAGUUUUCUGAAGUCUGUUCUAAAAUUAAAGUUGAAGUAUACGUAUCGCACUAAAUGUAAUAUGCAUCAUGGUACUUUGUACUGAACACAAAUUAAGGCCUCCUCUCAGUUUUUACAUGAGGUGACAGGAACCUGACUGGGUUCGCAUUGAUUUUUUAAAUUGAAAUGAUGAAGGAACAAAGACAUUAACCAACUCUUGUUUCUUAUCGCUGGCGUUUAACUAUUGGGCAUGUUUUUGUCCUUUGAGAACAAUUGGGCACUCUUUCAUUGUAUGGCACGUGCCAAGGGACUGGUUACUUUAAAGACGUAUUAAAAUGCUAGUGUUAGUCUCUUAAUUGUAUUUGGUGUGAAGAUUUUAAAAGUUACUGGCAUUAUGUAUAGGCUUGGUAUUUUCUCAUUUUUUUAACUAAUGACUAAACAUUAAAAUAUAUCAGUCCUUACUUUAAAAUAAGAUCAGUAGCACCAUUUUCCUGAGUGUUGUCCUUCCUUAACCUGCCUUUAGUCAGAAUUGCUGUGGCAAAUGAAGUGGGUCAGUGGAAGAGACUGGAGAGGAAACAUUACUAGAACAAGCUGUAACGGGUGCCAUAAAAAGUAAAUGAAAAAAAGUACUUUGGUUGUGGUGACCACAGCUGCCUCCAAAUGCACAAAUAAUGUGGCACCUGUUUUAAAAUGAAUUUCUGUACUAAUAUAAGGUUUUAAUUUUAAAAUAUAUGCAAAAUAGGACUCUGUCUCAUCUCCAAAGCUGCCAUCUAAAAUCCACACCCCCAUGAUCAGACAAGUUGUCACUGAGAAGUUAUUGCACCCACACAAAGAGGGGCCAUUUUUCUCCAAAGAAAUUAUAAGCUAGAAAGCCAUGGCCUUCUUAAAGCAAAGGCACCGGGUGCUGGAAAAAAAGUGUAAGAAAAGACAUAAUCACUGGAUUACACAAACUGGCUGGUUAGACUUAACCAUUGAUUGAAGAGUUAUCAGGGAAUAGUGGUAUCGUGAAGCCAGAAUAGGCUUGAAUCUGGCAUUAUAACAAAUAUCACCAUUCUCAUCUCCAUGUCUGCAGUACUUAUGUCUAGGAAAUACAGAGUUUCUUCCUAAGAAACACUGGGAGUAAGUAGAUAAUACCCUGCCUAGCCAGGGCAUUAUGAGAAUAUAAAUCUGUAUUCUUAUAUAAUUCAUCAUUAUGAGACGUUACUAAGUAGAUCCUGGCUUUGAGGUGUUUGUUUUAUUAAGAGUAUUUCUGGUAUGGUGUUUGUGGGGUGUUUCAUAAGCAUAGAGCUUGUAUGUAAUACUUGGGAGAAAUUUCUCCUUACUAGGGAAAGAGGAUUUUCCAAGAUGGCAGUAAAUGAUUUUGCUAUUUAUCUGGCAUUAAAUGAACCUAAUCUGUUUAUUGACUGUAAACUAAAGUAGAAUAUUAAAUCUUAAGGAACAAA
This is a messenger RNA of Miniopterus natalensis, 5013 nucleotides long. It is a transcript of the gene STAT1, whose product is annotated as signal transducer and activator of transcription 1. Gene Ontology annotation, biological process: signal transduction; regulation of DNA-templated transcription. Gene Ontology annotation, molecular function: DNA-binding transcription factor activity; DNA binding. The record is from RefSeq and is a predicted model, not a curated record. NCBI's taxonomy places the organism in Eukaryota, Metazoa, Chordata, Mammalia, Chiroptera, Miniopteridae.